Danaus plexippus (monarch butterfly) is the source of this 2997-nucleotide messenger RNA. RefSeq names its product interference hedgehog-like (gene boi). Gene Ontology annotation, cellular component: axon; plasma membrane. NCBI's taxonomy places the organism in Eukaryota, Metazoa, Arthropoda, Insecta, Lepidoptera, Nymphalidae. The transcript is spliced from 16 exons. Gene Ontology annotation, molecular function: protein binding. Bases 174 to 2414 code for a protein of 746 amino acids. The record is from RefSeq and is a predicted model, not a curated record. Gene Ontology annotation, biological process: cell-cell adhesion; axon guidance.
CGCUCGUUAUAUAUCGGUUAAUCGGUUGUGUUUUGGUUGUCAAAAUUAUAUUCGUAGCGAUGUAAAAUAAAUAAAGUUAUUGUGACAUUUCAAACGGUUUAAAAUAUAAUUUAUAAAUGUGUGUUAUGUCACUUGAGUGUUGUUUAUGUGGAUGAAGAUUCUUAAAAGAUAUAAUGGGAUUGAGGGUAUUGCUUCAAAUGUUAUGGAUCGCUUGUGUGCUCGGAGAAAUCGACAUAAGAUUCACCAAACAUCCCGAGUCAGUAUCAGCCCCUGUCGGCGACGAGGUGAGCUUCGAGUGCGCGGUGCGGGUGCCAGGGGAGAGGCUCGCGUGGCGGUGGAGAUACGACUCUCCCAACUGGACGGACUGGACAGAUCUGAACGGCUUCAACGACAAAGACGGAGUGUCCACACGACUCGUCGUUAAGAUUAAAGAAGAUACGGCCACUACUUACUAUCAGUGCGUCGUUUGGUAUGGAGCGAUUAGUUUGGUGUCAACUCCCGCUCGUCUUUCGGUCGCUAAGUUGGACCUUAGUAGGAAUAGUCCGGAAAAGAGAGUUAUAACAGCACCUUUAUACAACACAGUCGUAAUACAUUGUAGGGAGCCGUCAUCAGAGCCUCCUGCUAGGCUUAGUUGGUGGAAGGAAACUAAGGGCUCCAGAAGAACUAUAGAUUCUCCGUACGGAGUACUUGUGAUAAAAAACGCGACAGCUGAAGACAGUGGAACUUACGGUUGUACAGCGACUAAUGAUAUCAGUGAACAGGUCGUGGACCUCCCAGAGAGAGUCUACCUCAGGGUGCAGCAUGAAGGGAAUGGGGGUUACAGGUUUUUGGAGUCUGAAGACUACGCAGGCACCAUGCAAGAUGGUGUUUUGACAGCUUCAGUUCCAUCUGGUGGUAUUUUUCGUGUGUGGUGUGACGCUGUUGGCAGUCCACCACCACACGUUCGCUGGACUGGCCCCAAUGGUGUCAUUGAAGCGAACCACGAGCUGGUUAUAGAACGCUUUGAUGAGAAAAAUGAGGGUGUGUAUACUUGUUCUGCGAAUGACAUCCGUCGUUCGUGGAAGGUGAUAGCGCUCCGGCCGCCUCAGUGGGAGGGUUCCGCAGCUAGUGUGAACGCUAGCGAGGGUUCCCCGGCCCUCAUAUCCUGCGGAAUCCCACGCGGUCAACCGCCUCCCACCGUACAUUGGAUACAUAACGCUGAACCCAUCAAUACCGGUCCCGGAGUACUAGCCACGGAGACCUCAUUACGUUUGGAUCAUGUUGAGAAGCGACACGCGGGCGUGGUGCAGUGUGCGGCGUGCGGAGGGGGGAGGUGUGCCCUGGACGCUGCCUUACUCAGCGUUGUACCUGUACAGGUUAACGAUCCCGAUUAUUCAUCUGAAGUGACUAAGACAAUGCACGUACCGUCCCAGCAACCGAAGCGACACAACAAAAAGAAUCCCAGGAAGCAUAAAGCUGUAUUAAUUCCACCAUCUCGUCCGAACGUGUCCCGUCUGUCUGACGAGAGCGUUAUGGUAUCGUGGUCCCAUGACAACCACGGGCUUCCCAUACAGUUCUUCAAGGUUCAAUAUAAAGAGGCGACUAAUUCAUCGAACGUCCAAUGGCAGACAGCUAACCACGACAUACCAGCACACAUACACUCGUUUGAAAUAGACGGACUCAUACCAGACAAAUAUUAUAAAUUCAGAAUAGCGGCCGUAUAUUCUAAUCAGGAUAACAAGUUGGGUCGCAGUAGCGGAAGGUUUUUCCUACAGCGAGGAUCGUCGCAGGCUCCGAGGAGACCCGUCUUGGAUAAUGCUGUUGCUCUGUCACCACACAGCAUACAACUGAAUUGGACGAUGCCCCCUGACGGCGUAGCACCGGAGGGCUUCUACGUAUACUACCGCGCGGUGUCUACGGCGGGCGCCUACGAGAAGGUCAUAGCGGGUGGGUCUACGAGGUCUCUCAUGCUGGAACACCUCUCGCCGGACACCGCCUACGAGCUCAAGAUACAAGCAUACAUAUCGAAUGCCCCGAGCGACUUCAGCGCUAUUUUGAACGCCAAGACUCUCCGUGGUCCGGCGCCCCCCUCCCCGGAGCCCGCCCCUCCUCCCGCGAGUCCCCCCCGCGCUCCUAGCGCCCUCGUGACGGCGGGAGGGGCGGGUGCCGCUGUCUUACUGCUGCUGCUCGCCGCCCUUGUGCUGAUGUGCCGACGACGACGACCGGCGACCAAAGAGAAAGGUUCCGUCCCGGAAGGCUCUAACGGGUAUCGCCCCGCCAAAGUUCCUAUCAGCAUCACAACAAAUCCAAUGCAUACUGAGGGAAGCGAGCCCGGGGUGGAGAUGUCGUUCCUUCACAACAACAACUGCGGUAACAAUACCGACGGUGACGAAGCUCACUCCAGGAAGAACGGACCUUCGAGGCAGUACGUGUGAAACGACCCUUAAUUACCACGCCGUCCGUGUGCAAUGAGCCUUAUUGUAUAUAAAGAGCGCGCCUCAAGCUGUACCAGGCGGCGGUUUGAAUGUGAUAACACUGUCGCCCAACAAACAGACUUUUGAGUACAAAACAAAUAUAUUUAUUGUAACUGUUAAGUCCGACGAUGCAUUUAAUUUAACUUCCUAAGUAUUAUAAGUCGCUUCACGCGAUGUGAAAUAGGCAAAGAGCUGGCGAAUGUUCUUAUUUAUAGAGACGCUUACUUAAUAUAGAUCUGAUUUAUUUUUGAUCAUUCCUUGUAUGUAGGUUGGAAAUUUUUGGAGCUAUUGAUAUACAUGUAUUGAUUUGGUUUAGUUUGUAACGUGAUGUUUCGGCUCUGUACUUAAUAUUGUGUAAAUUUAAUUAAUUUCUCUUUAAUGUACGUAUGUUUGUGUCACUGUUUCGAUUCGAGCGUGUAAUGUUUUCGAAUUGUAUGGUGAAUGUUAUAAUGUUUUGAUUAAAUCUCGUUUUAUAACAAAUGACUAGUGUCGGAGAGAUGACGCUAUACAGACUGAUCUUAUAAUAAAGACAUUCGAUUACGUG